Molecule: messenger RNA, 1585 nt
Organism: Siniperca chuatsi (mandarin fish)
Lineage: Eukaryota; Metazoa; Chordata; Actinopteri; Centrarchiformes; Sinipercidae
Product: RING finger domain-containing protein
Exons: 2
Coding region: 466-1116 (216 amino acids)
Biological process (GO): protein ubiquitination
Molecular function (GO): ubiquitin protein ligase activity
Source: RefSeq, a predicted model, not a curated record
UCUGAUCUGUCAUUUUCUGUCUUGUGUGUCCUGGUUACUUUCACAUCACCAAGGGUUUAAUUACUGCUGAGCAAACCACACAGAUGCCUCAUGGGGGACUAGACAGAGAGACGAGGCCGAGUACAAUCAGGUGAGACAGAGCGCAAAAGGAAACAGGAGGUUGCCAGCGAGCCAAGCUCAGACACGUAUAGCUACAGAAUAUUAAGAUAGAAACUUGAGUGGUUAAGUGUGCUCGCAGAAGAGGGGAGGAAGACACUCUGCCAGGAUGAGAUCUGAACCAACAUGAGAGGAAGUAUGAGCUGUGUGAGGGGAAGCACCUGGGUAGGAGCUGGGCAUCAAAGUGUGCUCUGAUCAAAGGGGUGUGCAGUGGAUUUUACCAUCUUCUGUUAAAGAUUCAUCUACAAGUCGCAUCUUGCCAUCACUGAGUUCCCAAGCCAACUCCAUCCACUCACCCUCCCUCCCACCAUGAAAGGGGAUGUUGUCCCAGCUCCCCAGCAGGGGGACCCAGCUGCUGCAGCACCAGGCCCCAGCACCACCCCUGGGGAGCCCAUGGAUGUGGAGUGUCCCAUCUGCUACCAGGAGUACAACCAGUACAAUAAAUGCCCCCGGAUGCUGGAGUGUCUCCACGUUUUUUGCACUGAAUGCCUCCAGAGGAUCCAGAUCUGCCCCUGCGAGCCCCCCGACCCCCGCAGCACACCAGCCAUCCCCUGCCCCCUCUGCCGCCACCUCACUCCUCUGGAGACUGGGGAUGCCCUCUCCUUACCCCGCAACUCCCGCAUCCUGGCCAGGCUGCCCCCCGUGACCUUCCGCCUGCCUGUGACCAUGGCCACUCGCCUGGCCACGGUCACCCAGAGAGUGGUGCUCUCCCUGGAGGGCGACAGCAGGGACACCCGCUUCAUCAUCCUGCCCACCGUCAGCCUGCGGGUGCAGCAGAUGCACCCGGACAGGGCGUACGGCACGGCGCCAGGCCUGGUGGGUGAAGAGGAAGUCAUACAACAGAGCAAGAAGACGCUGUUCUGUGUACAGCUGCUGGCUGUCAUCUUCUGGGUGCUGUUUAUGAUUACCUGCGUGGUCGGGCUGGUGUUUGGGCCACAUUUCUUGAACAGGAAAUUUUAAUAGGAAACGGGAUUUAUCUCCUUUUUAUAGCUAGAUAGAUAUAGUUAUUCAUACAAAGUCAUGAUAUACUCUACAGGAAAGCAAUGUAAAAAGUAGGUUGACACAUAACAUUUUAGAGAAUAUAAAACACAAAGUGUUUUUCAGUUAUAUUUUUAUGAAGGUAUUUUUUGACCACUGUGGUUGCUAUUCACCCUGCAGUUAUGGGAAUAACUCAUAUUCUACUUUCAUUUAUAGAAUACCACCACUUACACCAAUCCUUAUGCACUGUACUGCAUUUUUGUUGCCGUUUCAUGAACAGUAGACUGAUGAAGAGUUCCCUCUAGUGGUUUAUUUUGAAAUGGAUGGCUCACAACUGUAAAUAAAAGGAUUCAAAACUAAAUGUGCUUUCUUUUUCAUAAAGUUUUCUCUUAUGCAGCUGAUGACUGUCCUGCCAAUGCAUAAACUGAAUAAAGCUGGCUUACAUAACACA